Molecule: messenger RNA, 5167 nt
Organism: Branchiostoma floridae (Florida lancelet)
Lineage: Eukaryota; Metazoa; Chordata; Leptocardii; Amphioxiformes; Branchiostomatidae
Exons: 3
Coding region: 1-5034 (1677 amino acids)
Biological process (GO): protein phosphorylation; homophilic cell-cell adhesion; cell surface receptor protein tyrosine kinase signaling pathway
Cellular component (GO): signaling receptor complex; membrane
Molecular function (GO): calcium ion binding; ATP binding; transmembrane receptor protein tyrosine kinase activity
Source: RefSeq, a predicted model, not a curated record
AUGGACAAAAACAUGCCCUUUUUCGUCCUGUUGACCUGCCUGGUCGUCUCCGACAGUGUCCAGGGAACGCUAAAGUUGUCAGCGAACGUCCCAGAAAACGCUCACGCGGGGGAAACCGUCACCAGUGUUCGGUCGGCCAUAGCGGAAGGUAGGGAGGAAGUAAAAUGUGAAAUUGUCGCCGGAAAUAGGAACGGACGCUUCCGUGUGACAACCUGCGUGAUCCAAGUGGCGCGUCCGUUGGAUUACGGCGUCGACCCGACCUAUAACCUCACGGUAAACGUCACCGGGUCCUCCGGAAACCCUGAGCAGCUGUAUGUUGAUGUACAAGUCCAAGACGUGGAGGGAUACCCGCCUGUUUACAACGACACGUGCGAAAUGCCGACUCGGACAGCAUGGGGGAACUCAGAGUUUGAUGCCCAGCCAGUCGGAUGUCCCCCUAACAAGUACGGCGUGUUGUGUGACCAGAACUGCACCUGUGAGAACGGUGCUCGCUGCCAUGGGCUGAACGGGGCCUGCAAGUGUCAGCCUGGAUGGCAGGGUGUCAUCUGUGACAUACCUUACAGUACAGUGGUCAUCAUCGAGACCCCUGGCGACUCACGACGGAUUUACAUCUCCGGCACUGUUACGUUGCACUGCAAGGUUUUCCAUCUGACUGCUGACAGGAUGAUGUGGACAUUUCCUAAUAAAACGGAAAAGUGGCUGCAGGGCGCUCAGGAAGAUCGUGUAAGGAUCCAAAACAUACAGUCCGAACAUAAUGGUACCUACACCUGUACUGUGUUAACGGAAGAUGGGGCGGCCAUUAACGCAAGUUAUGAGCUUCAGGCCGUCGCUUGUCCUCCCGAAAAAACGGGUGAAUCGUGCGAAGAGGAGUGCGUCUGUAGCCAUGGCGGCAGCUGUGACAGGUGGGCCGGCUGUGUGUGUCCGCCGGGAUGGACAGGAACCACGUGUAAGACCUCCUGCCCAGUUGGCACCUACGGACAGGGUUGCAGCAGGCGGUGUCGGUGUCAGUAUGACGCCACCUGCUUCCCUACCGACGGCCGGUGUAACUGCACGGAAGGCUGGUUCGGCAGUAACUGCAGCAGGCCCUGCCCCGCAGGUCGGUACGGAUGGAAAUGUUGGCAUGCUUGUGCCUGUAAGAACAAUGCCAAGUGUAACAACGUGGACGGAACCUGCGCCUGCGUGCCACCCUGGACUGGUAAGUUCUGUGACGUCAUCGAAACGGACACAUACACAAUCCAGAUUGUCAUACCCCUGGUACUGACUCUGCUUGUUGCUGCACUAGUAUUGCUAAUACUCUACAAACGACAGAAGGCUAAACAUGGGGCACAAGAAGAGCCUUUAGAGGAAACCAGAGUUCUUCUAGAGCUGAGAAACAUGGAAGAUGACCUUGCACAGAGUUUGCAGCCCGGCUGGCUCAACCGGUGGGAGAGGAACGCAGACGAUCUGACUCUGGACGAACUGGUCGGGCUGGGCGCGUCCGCACAGAUCAGAAGAGGACGGCUUCGAACGGCUGACGCUGACGUCACGGUGGCGGUCAAGUCCGUCCGCAUAGAGGACAGGCGGUGCUACCGAGCCUUCUGCCGGGAAGUCGCCGCGCUGAUAGCCGUGCAUGAAAACAGUGAGGAAGAAAAUGGCGGACAUCCCAACAUCGUCAAGCUCUUUGGGGUCGUCACGAUGUCCACACCGAAGUGUAUUCUCUUGGAAUUUGCUGCCAAAGGCGAACUUUUGCUCAUUCUAAAACAACCUCGGCAGAACCGUCCUCUUGGCAGGUUUGUCCGCUAUGCCGUCCAGAUAUCCCGUGCCCUGGAGGAGCUCCGACGUCUGCGUAUCGCUCAUGGUGACGUGGCCGCCCGAAACGUCCUGGUCAGCGGCGAUGACGUGGCCAAACUUGCUGACUUCGGUCUGGCCCAUGACGUGUACACCGAGACUACCUACGUGCCCGCAGUCAAUGACGACGUCGACGAACUCCUGCCCCUGAAGUGGAUGGCUCUGGAGUCGCUGGAGUCUCGCGAGUUCACGUGCGAGAGCGACACGUGGUCGUUCGGCGUGCUGCUGUGGGAGAUCGCCGCCUUCGGGGAGGAGCCCAGCUACCAGCGCCAGCGCCAACUGAGUUGUCCCAAGUUGGUGGGGCUCCUGAGGCAGGGGGUCCGUCUGGACAGGCCGCCGGGAUGUCCGGACAAGCUGUAUGACGUCAUGAAGUCGUGUUGGCGGGAGGAGCCGUCGGCAAGACCAGAGCCGGCAGAACUGGAGCAGAGGCUGACGGAAUGUUGCCAAGAGUUGGACCCACUUCUGGCUGGAACGCUGCAGUUGUCAGCAAACGUCCCAGAAAAAGCUCACGCGGGGAAAACCGUCACCAGUGUACGGCCGGCCAUAGGGGAAGGUCGGGAGGAAGUAAGAUGUGAAAUUGUCGCAGGAGACAAGAAUAGACGCUUCCUUGUGACCAACUGUGUGAUCCAAGUGGCGCGUCCGUUAGAUUAUAACGUCGACCCGAGCUAUAACCUGACGGUAAACGUCACUGGGUCCUUCGGAAACCCCGAGCAGCUGUAUGUUGAUGUACAAGUCCAAGACGUGGAGGGGUACCCGCCUGUUUACAACGACACGUGCGAAAUGCCGACUCGGAAUGGUCCGGGGAAGUCAGGCGAUUUGAACCUAGAUAUGAAAUUUACAGCCGAGGGUAUUGCGAUGGAUGUAGGAGAGGUAUUUGUCUCAAAAUACAUUCAUUACGAAAAAGAAAGGGACCCAUUUUCGAUUUCAGAGCAGUACAUUUUUUUCACCGAUAACGAGAAUUGUCUGGUGCAGGUGAUAUGGGAGCCAUUCAAUUCUUAUGACACCAUAACCGCUCAAUCGCUCUCGGACUCCCUAAAACAAUGCGUACAAUGUGUUAGUUCGGCAGGCGUGGCAUCCGUCGUCCAAUUCGAAAUAUUUAAAAGGUGGUCCGGAUUUAACCCAGAGGCAAAGAAUUCCCGCAAAUGUUAUUUUGGGCCCAUUCCUGAAACUGGGGGAUACUUUAUACUGGCCGGUUCAUUCGUGCUUUCUUCCAACAUCAAAAACCAUUUUACGUGCAAGCUGCCAGAAGAUAUCUCAAUCUCUGUUUUUAUAAAUGAUAUGCAUCAGAAAACAAUACCUGUACGUUUAGAAUUUGAUUUCAAGCCAGUCGGAUGUCCCUCUAACAAGUACGGCGUGUUUUGUGACCAGAACUGCACCUGUGAGAACGGUGCCCGCUGUCAUGGGCUGAACGGGGCCUGCAAGUGUCAGCCUGGAUGGCAGGGUGUCGUCUGCGACAUACCUCACAGUACAGUGGUCAUCAUCGCGACCCCUGGCGACUCGACACGGAUUCACAUCACUGGCUCUAUAACGCUACACUGCAAGGUUUUCCAUCUGGCUGCUGACAGGAUGAUGUGGACAUUUCCUAAUAAAACGGAAAAGUGGCUGCAGGGCGCUCAGGAAGAUCGUGUAAGUAUCCACAACAUACAGUCCGAACACAACGGUACUUACACCUGUACUGUGUUAACGGGAGACGGGGCGGUCAUUAACACAAGUUAUGAGCUUCAGGCCGUGGCUUGUCCUCCCGGAAAAACGGGUGAGUCGUGCGAAGAGGAGUGCGUCUGUAGCCAUGGUGGCAGCUGUGACCGGUGGGCCGGCUGUGUGUGUCCGCCGGGAUGGACAGGAACCACGUGUCAGACCUCCUGCCCAGUUGGUACCUACGGACAGGGUUGCAGCAGGCGGUGUCGGUGUCAGCAUGACGCCACCUGCUCCCCUACCGACGGCCGGUGUAACUGCACGGAAGGCUGGUUCGGCAGUAACUGCAGCAGGCCCUGCCCCGCAGGUCUGUACGGAAGGAAAUGUCGGCAUGUUUGUGCCUGUAAGAACAACGCCACGUGUCACAACGUGGACGGAACCUGCACCUGCGUGUCACCCUGGACUGGUAAGUUGUGUGACGUCAUAAAAAAGGACCCAUUCCCGUUGUCACUCCAGAUUGCCACACCCCUGAUACUGACUCUGCUAGUCGCUGCACUAGUUUUGUUUAUUUUCUAUAGACGAAAGAAAGCUAGACAAGCGGAAAAUGAAAACAAUGUAGAGGAGACCAUGGUUGUACUGGAGCUGAGAAACAUGGAAGAAGACUUGGCGCAGGGUUUGCAGCCCGGCUGGCUCCAUCGGUGGGAGAGGAACGCCGACGACCUGACUCUGGACGAACUGGUCGGGCUGGGCGCGUCCGCACAGAUCAGGAGAGGACGGCUUCGUACGGCUGGCGCUGACGUCACGGUGGCGGUCAAGUCCGUCCGCAUAGAGGAUAGGCGGUGCUACCGAGCCUUCUGCCGGGAAGUCGCCGCGCUGGUAGCCGUGCACGAAAAUAGUGAGGAAGAAAAUGGCGGACAUCCCAACAUCGUCAAGCUCUUUGGGGUCGUCACGAUGUCUUCACCGAAGUGUAUUCUGUUGGAAUUUGCUGCCAAAGGCGAACUUUUGCUCAUUCUAAAACAACCUCGGCAGAAUCGUCCUCUUGGCAGGUUUGUUCGCUAUGCCGUCCAGAUAUCCUGUGCCCUGGACGAGCUCCGACGUCUGCGUAUCGCUCACGGUGACGUGGCCGCCCGAAACGUCCUGGUCAGCGGCGAUGACGUAGCCAAACUUGCUGACUUCGGUCUGGCCCAUGACGUCUACACCGAGACUACUUACGUGUCCGCAGACAAUGACGACGUCGACGAACUCCUGCCCCUGAAGUGGAUGGCUCUGGAGUCGCUGGAGUCUCGCGAGUUCACGUGCGAGAGCGACACGUGGUCGUUCGGCGUGCUGCUGUGGGAGAUCGCCGCCUUCGGGGAGGAGCCCAGCUACCAGCGCCAGCGCCAACAGAGCUGUCCCAAGUUGGUGGGGCUCCUGAGGCAGGGGGUCCGUCUGGACAGGCCGCCCGGAUGUCCGGACAAGCUGUAUGACGUCAUGAAGUCGUGUUGGCGGGAGGAGCCGUCGGCAAGACCAGAGCCGGCAGAACUGGAGCAGAGGCUGACAGAAUGUGGCCAUGAGUUGGACCUCGUUCAUAAUUAAACCCUUGUUUGAUUUAUGAAUAACGAUGCAAAGUAGGACAGCUUGCAUUAGGAAAUUUUCUAUAUGCAACCAACCAAUUCUAGAGCCAGCAUGUGGGUCUAAAUACCAAGAUAUUGACCUAGCUUGUUUAUUG